AAGACUAAUCGCGGACUCACGUGCAAUAAGCACACCGGCUCUACGUUUCGGUCUUCCUCCACCGCGCGGGUUCUCCCUCUCGUGUCGUCGAUUCCUGGUGGGAGGGAUUAGGGUUAGGAGAGAGAUAGAUAGAGUGGGGGAUCGUGAUGGCUCGGUUGCCGAAUCAAGACGAGCUCCGGACUUGUUCCGGCUGCUCAGGUGCGGCGUCGGCGGCGGUGAAGUUGGAGACCGAGGAUCCUUUGGAUGACGAGCUCGGCCGUCUUAGCAAGAAGUUUAAGACCGUGGCCCGUCAUCAACAGGACGCGAUGUAUAACUUGCUUGAUGAACUUAGUCCUUUGGGCCUACAUCUUAGGAAGAGCCCAUCUUUGGUUGAUUUGAUUCAGAUGAGGCUUUCUCAAACAAAUUCUUCUGCUGCAUCUUGUGGCUCAACUUUGAGAGCUUGGGAGGUGGAAGGAAGAAAGAACUGAUGUCAGCACCUGUUUCUAGCACAACUGAAAAGAUGAAAGCCUCAAAUUUUCCUUUAUCACUUUUGAGGAUUGCUACAUGGGAGGUGAGAAAUUAUGUUGCUCAUGUAAUUAUUGUUCUAUUUGUCUUUCAAUUUCCUUUUGAUGUUUGAUGCCGUUGGGAAAGGUAUCAUAUGUCAAUAAUGCGAAGACAAAUUUCUGUCACUGCUUCUCGUCAUCUGAUUGAUGUGAUUGAUUGUUCUUGGUUGUCCCAUGUAUUCUGACGACACCACAUGGUGAAUGCUUGCUCUAAUUUAUUUCCAUGUGAUAAUUGAUCUGAGGGCUAAGAAUCAGUGUAUGUUUGCUAAUCUUUGUAUUAUUGUUUAUGAGUUUUGAUGUAAACUGAAUACUUUUAGAUUCACAAUCGUAUCUUCGAUGGUAACUUGGAUUUAGCUGUUAAGGAUGGCAGAAGGAACUAACUUUCUUCUAGAUUUUCAGCAGAUUCUGUGCAUCAACUGCACAAUAUCAAAGUUACUC
Molecule: messenger RNA, 980 nt
Organism: Musa acuminata subsp. malaccensis (wild Malaysian banana)
Lineage: Eukaryota; Viridiplantae; Streptophyta; Magnoliopsida; Zingiberales; Musaceae
Source: RefSeq, a predicted model, not a curated record